AUGGGUCCUCACAGUGGUUCAUGCUUUUAUCAUUCCUCAGCAGCUCACACAUCAGACCCUGAAAAUCUGAUCCGCAUAGCAUGCUCAAGUGAACAGAGCACGCUCACAAGAACAGAGCAUGCUCAAGUGAACAGAGCGCGCUCACAGGAACAGAGCACACUCACACCAAGUCUGGUCCAGUACGGUCCUGCUCAGUACGGUCUGGUCCAAUACGGCCUGGUCCUGUUCCAUUGGGCUCAGUACUGUCUGGUCCAGUACGGUCUUGUCCAGUACGGUCUGGUCCUGUACGGUCUGGUCCUGUACCAUUCAGCCCAGUACAGUCUGGUUUAGUACGGUCGUGUCCUGUACGGUCUGGUUCAGUACGGUCUUGUCCCGUAUGGUCUUGUCCAGUACGGUCUGGUCCUGUACCAUCCGGCCCGGUACGGUCUGGUCCAGUACGGUCUGGUUCUGUACCAUCCGGCUCAGUAUGGUCUGGUCCAGUAGGGUCUGGUCCAGUAUUCUCUGGUCCUGUACGGUCUGGUCCAUUAUUCUCUGGUUCAGUACGGUCUGGUCCAGUACGGUCUGGUCCAGUACAGUCUGGUUCAGAACAGUCUGGUUCAGUACGGUCCGGCUCAGUACGGUCUGGUCCACUAUGGCCUGGUCCUGUACGGUCUGGUUCAGUACGGUCUGGUCCAGUACGGUCUUGUCCAGUAUGGUCUGGUCCAGUACGGUCUGGUUCAGUACAGUCUGGUCCAGUACUGUCCGACUCAGUACAGUCUGGUCCAGUACGAUCUGGUCCAGUACGGUCUGUCAGGCCAGUAUCAUCCGGCUCAGUACAGUCUGGUCCAGUACGGUCUGGUCCAGUACCUUCCGGCUCAGUAUGCAUUGGUCCACUAUGGUCUGGUCCUGUACCAUCUGGUCCAGUACGGUCUGAUCCUGUACCCUCCGGCUCAGUACGAUCUGGUACAGUACGGUCUGGUCCAGCACGGUCUGGUCCAGUACUGUCUGGUUCAGUAUGGUCUGGUCCAGUAUGGGCUGGUUCAGUAUGGACUGGCUCAGUACGGUCUUGUCCACUACAGUCUGGUCCAGUACCUUCCGGCUCAGUAUGGUCUGGUCCACUACGGUCUGGUCCAGUACGGUCUGUUCCAGUAUGGUCUGGUUCAGUACGGUCUGGUCCACUACGGUCUGGUCCUGUACCAUCCGGCUCAGUAUGGUCUGGUCCAGUACGGUCUGGUCCAGUACGGUCUGUUCCAGUAUGGUCUGGUUCAGUGCGCAAUGGUCCAGUACGGUCUGGUUCAGUAUGGUCUGGUUCAGUCCGGUCUGGUCCAGUACGGUCUGGUCCAGUACGGUCUGGUUCAGUACGGUCUGGUCCAGUACGGUCUGGUCCAGUACAGUCUGGUCCAGUAUGGUCUGGUUCAGUAUGGUCUGGUCCAGUACGGUCUGGUUCAGUACGGUCUGGUCCAGUACAGUCUGGUCCAGUACCAUCCGGCUCAGUAUGGUCUGGUCCAGUACGGUCUGGUCCAGUACAGUCCGACUCAGUAUGGUCUGGUCCAGUAUGGUCUGGUCCAGUAUGGUCUGGUUCAUUACAGUCUGGUUCAGUACAGUCUGGUCCAGUACGGUCUGGUCCAGUACGGUCUGGUUCAGUACGGUCUGGUCCAGUAUGGUCUGGUUCAGUACAGUCUGGUCCUGUACUGUCUGGUCCUGUACCAUUCGGCCCAGUACAGUCUGGUUCAGUACGGUCUGGUCCUGUACGAUCUGGCUCAGUACGGUCUGGUCCAGUAUGGUCCGUUUCAGUACCGUCUGGUCCAGCACAGUCUGGUCCUGUACCAUCCGGCCCGGUACGGUCUGUACCGUCUGGUCCUGUACGGUCUGGUCCAGUACUGUCUGGUUCAGUAUGGUCUGGUCCAGUAUGGGCUGGUUCAGUAUGGACUGGCUCAGUACGGUCUUGUCCACUACAGUCUGGUCCAGUACCUUCCGGCUCAGUAUGGUCUGGUCCACUACGGUCUGGUCCAGUACGGUCUGUUCCAGUAUGGUCUGGUUCAGUACGGUCUGGUCCACUACGGUCUGGUCCUGUACCAUCCGGCUCAGUAUGGUCUGGUCCAGUACGGUCUGGUCCAGUACGGUCUGUUCCAGUAUGGUCUGGUUCAGUGCGCAAUGGUCCAGUACGGUCUGGUUCAGUAUGGUCUGGUUCAGUCCGGUCUGGUCCAGUACGGUCUGGUCCAGUACGGUCUGGUUCAGUACGGUCUGGUCCAGUACGGUCUGGUCCAGUACAGUCUGGUCCAGUAUGGUCUGGUUCAGUAUGGUCUGGUCCAGUACGGUCUGGUUCAGUACGGUCUGGUCCAGUACAGUCUGGUCCAGUACCAUCCGGCUCAGUAUGGUCUGGUCCAGUACGGUCUGGUCCAGUACAGUCCGACUCAGUAUGGUCUGGUCCAGUAUGGUCUGGUCCAGUAUGGUCUGUAUGGUCUGGUUCAGUACAGUCUGGUCCUGUACUGUCUGGUCCUGUACCAUUCGGCCCAGUACAGUCUGGUUCAGUACGGUCUGGUCCUGUACGAUCUGGCUCAGUACGGUCUGGUCCAGUACGGUCUGGUCCUGUACCAUCCGGCCCGGUAUGGUCUGGUCCAGUAUGGUCCGUUUCAGUACCGUCUGGUCCAGCACAGUCUGGUCCUGUACCAUCCGGCCCGGUACGGUCUGUACCGUCUGGUCCUGUACGGUCUGGUCCAGUACCUUCCGGCUCAGUACGCAUUGGUCCACUAUGGUCUGGUCCUGUACCAUCUGGCUCAGUACGAUCUCGUACAGUACGGUCUGGUCCAGUACGGUCUGGUCCAGUACUGUCUGGUUCAGUACGGUCUUGUCCAGUACGGUCUGGUCCAGUACAGUCUGGUUCAGUACAGUCUGGUCCAGUACUGUCCGAAUCAGUAUGGUCUGGUCCACUACGGUCUGGUCCAGUGCCUUCCGGCUCAGUACUCAUUGGUCCACUAUGGUCUGGUCCUGUACCAUCUGGUCCAGUACGGUCUGAUCCUGUACCCUCCGGCUCAGUACGAUCUGGUACAGUACGGUCUGGUCCAGCACGGUCUGGUCCAGUACUGUCUGGUUCAGUAUGGUCUGGUCCAGUAUGGGCUGGUUCAGUAUGGACUGGCUCAGUACGGUCUUGUCCACUACAGUCUGGUCCAGUACCUUCCGGCUCAGUAUGGUCUGGUCCACUAUGGUCUGGUCCAGUACGGUCUGUUCCAGUAUGGUCUGGUUCAGUACGGUCUGGUCCACUACGGUCUGGUCCUGUACCAUCCGGCUCAGUAUGGUCUGGUCCAGUACGGUCUUGUCCAGUACGGUCUGUUCCAGUAUGGUCUGGUUCAGUGCGCAUUGGUCCAGUACGGUCUGGUUCAGUAUGGUCUGGUUCAGUCCGGUCUGGUCCAGUACGGUCUGGUCCAGUACGGUCUGGUUCAGUACGGUCUGGUCCAGUACGGUCUGGUCCAGUACAGUCUGGUCCAGUAUGGUCUGGUUCAGUAUGGUCUGGUCCAGUACAGUCUGGUUCAGUACGGUCUGGUCCAGUACAGUCUGGUCCAGUACCAUCCGGCUCAGUAUGGUCUGGUCCAGUACGGUCUGGUCCAGUACAGUCCGACUCAGUAUGGUCUGGUCCAGUAUGGUCUGGUCCAGUAUGGUCUGGUUCAUUACAGUCUGGUUCAGUACAGUCUGGUCCAGUACGGUCUGGUCCAGUACGGUCUGGUUCAGUACGGUCUGGUCCAGUAUGGUCUGGUUCAGUACAGUCUGUACGGUCUGGUCCAGUACGGUCUGGUCCUGUACGAUCUGGCUCAGUACGGUCUGGUCCAGUACGGUCUGGUCCAGUAUGGUCCGUUUCAGUAUGGUCUGGUCCAGCACAGUCUGGUCCUGUACCAUCCGGCCCGGUACGGUCUGUACCGUCUGGUCCUGUACGGUCUGGUCCAGUACCUUCCGGCUCAGUACGCAUUGGUCCACUAUGGUCUGGUCCUGUACCAUCUGGCUCAGUACGAUCUCGUACAGUACGGUCUGGUCCAGUACGGUCUGGUCCAGUACGGUCUGGUCCAGUACUGUCUGGUUCAGUACGGUCUUGUCCAGUACGGUCUGGUCCAGUACAGUCUGGUUCAGUACAGUCUGGUCCAGUACUGUCCGAAUCAGUAUGGUCUGGUCCACUACGGUCUGGUCCAGUGCCUUCCGGCUCAGUACUCAUUGGUCCACUAUGGUCUGGUCCUGUACCAUCUGGUCCAGUACGGUCUGAUCCUGUACCCUCCGGCUCAGUACGAUCUGGUACAGUACGGUCUGGUCCAGCACGGUCUGGUCCAGUACUGUCUGGUUCAGUAUGGUCUGGUCCAGUAUGGUCUGGUUCAGUAUGGACCGGCUCUGUACGGUCUUGUCCACUACAGUCUGGUCCAGUACCUUCCGGCUCAGUAUGGUCUGGUCCACUACGGUCUGGUCCUGUACCAUCCGGCUCAGUAUGGUCUGGUCCAGUACGGUCUGGUCCAGUACGGUCUGUUCCAGUAUGGUCUGGUUCAGAACGGUCUGGUCCAGUACGGUCUGGUCCAGUAUGGUCUGGUCCAGUACGGUCUGGUCCAGUACGGUCUGGUCCAGUAUGGUCUGGUCCAGUACAGUCCGGCUCAGUACAGUCCGGCUCAGUACGGUCUGGUCCAGUACCAUCCGGCUCAGUAUGGUCUGGUCCAGUACGGUCUGGUCCAGUAUGGUCUGGUUCAGUAUGGUCUGGUUCAGUACGGUCUGGUCCAGUACGGUCUGGUCCAGUACGGUCUGGUUCAGUAUGGUCUGGUCCAGUACGGUCUGGUCCAGUACAGUCUGGUCCAGUAUGGUCUGGUUCAGUAUGGUCUGGUCCAGUACAAUCUGGUACAGUACGGUCUGGUCCAGUACGGUCUGGUCCAGUACGGUCUGGUUCAGUAUGGUCUGGUGCAGGAUGGUCUGGUUCAGUACGGUCUGGUCCAGUACGAUCUGGUUCAGUACGGUCUGGUCCUGUACAAUCUGGUACAGUACGGUCUGGUCCAGUACGGUCUGGUCCAGUACGGUCUGGUUCAGUAUGGUCUGGUGCAGGAUGGUCUGGUUCAGUACGGUCUGGUCCAGUACGAUCUGGUUCAGUAUGGUCUGGUCCAGUACAAUCUGGGUCUGUUUCAGUAUGGUCUGGUUCAGUACGGUCUGGUUCAGUACGGUCUGGUUCAGUCUGGUCUGGUCCAGUACGGUCUGGUCCAGUACGGUCUGGUUCUGUAUGGUCUGGUGCAGGAUGGUCUGGUUCAGUACGGUCUGGUCCUGUACAAUCUGGUUCAGUACGGUCUGGUCCAGUACAGUCCGGCUCAGUACGGUCUGGUCCAGUACGGUCUGGUCCAGUACAGUCCGGCUCAGUACGGUCUGGUCCAGUCCGGUCUGGUCCAGUACGGUCUGGUCCAGUACAGUCCGGCUCAGUACGGUCUGGUUCAGUACGGUCUGGUCCAGUACAGUCCGGCUCAGUACGGUCUGGUCCAGUACGGUCUGGUCCAGUACGGUCUGGUCCAGUAUGGUCUGGCUCAGUACGGUCUGGUCCAGUACGGUCUGGUCCAGUAUGGUCUGGUCCAGUACAGUCCGGCUCAGUACGGUCUGGUCCAGUAUGGUCUGGUCCAGUACGGUCUGGUCCAGUACUGUCCGGCUCAGUACGGUCUGGUCUAGUAUGGUCUGGUUCAGUACGGUCCGGCUCAGUACGGUCUGGUCCAAAAUGGUCUGGUCCAGUACGGUCUGGCUCAGUAUGGUCUGGUCCAGUGCGGUCUGGUCCAGUACGGUCCGGCUCAGUACGGUCUGGUCCAGUAUGGUCUGGUUCAGUAUGGUCUGGUCCAGUACGGUCUGGCUCAGUACGGUCUGGUCCAGUACGGGCUGGUCCAGUACGGUCUGGUCCAGUACAGUCCAGCUCAGUACGGUCUGGUCCAGUACGGGCUGGUCCAGUACGGUCUGGUCCAGUACAGUCCAGCUCAGUACGGUCUGGUCCAGUACGGUCUGGUCCAGUACGGUCUGGUCCAGUACGGUCUGGCUCAGUACGGUCUGGUCCAGUAUGGUCUGGUCCAGUACGGUCUGGCUCAGUACGGUCUGGUCCAGUACGGUCUGGUCCAGUACGGUCUGGCUCAGUACGGUCUGGUCCAGUAUGGUCUGGUCCAGUACGGUCUGGCUCAGUACGGUCUGGUCCAGUAUGGUCUGGUCCAGUAUGGUCUGGUCCAGUACGGUCUGGCUCAGUACGGUCUGGUCCAGUAUGGUCUGGUCCAGUAUGGUCUGGUCCAGUACGGUCUGGCUCAGUACGGUCUGGUCUUAGUAGGUGGAUCAGACCUGAUCUCACUGUGA
Messenger RNA from Cheilinus undulatus (humphead wrasse), 6309 nucleotides. RefSeq lists its product as uncharacterized. The record is from RefSeq and is a predicted model, not a curated record. The transcript is spliced from 9 exons. NCBI's taxonomy places the organism in Eukaryota, Metazoa, Chordata, Actinopteri, Labriformes, Labridae.